Molecule: messenger RNA, 2813 nt
Organism: Klebsormidium nitens
Lineage: Eukaryota; Viridiplantae; Streptophyta; Klebsormidiophyceae; Klebsormidiales; Klebsormidiaceae
Source: the annotation of a GenBank genome assembly
GCCAGCUAGGGUUCGCAUGCAGAGCUCGCCACUGCAUUCAAAUUGCCUUCCUUAAAUUGUAUUCCAACGAGAUUGGACGCAUUCAUAACGUUGUUGCAGCAUUGUUGCGGACGUCUUUCUCUUUCCAGUGUUUCAUAGGUGGACGUGUAGUGGUCGUGAAAUGGUCGCAUCAAUUGGAGUAGAGCGGCCCCAGAGCCUCCUAAAGCUGCAAUUUUAUAAUACCAUGCCGAGCUUUGGACUCAUGCAGACGCUGUAAGGCAGCGAAUGGGGACAGGCUGCGGACCUCAGCUCCAGGUUCUGCUGAACAGUGCAAGUCAGAAUAUCGGUGCUAGCUUGAGCAAAGGUUCUUCAGUUGCACGAUGUGAAUGCUGAUGUAAAGCUGCCAGCAUUUUCAAUUCUUGGGCCAAUAACAACUCGAAGCAGUGGCAUCAAAGACAAGAUGGCAAGGGCUGCUGAAAAUGACGAUGACUUGUCCAUGUUGAUGCCAAAGAGCGUUCAAGGCUUGAAGCCCUCUGAGAGUGCUGAGAGUGAGUCGCAGGCAUUGAGGGAGUAUCUAGACCUGCAGAACGAGAAGGUGCAGCAGAAUGAGCUUGCCGCUGCUGUCCCCCAUGAGGUGUUCCUCCCUGCUUACAACAGAAGGCGCGACAGGCCUCCAAACCAGUGGAAUGAAAGCAGAGGUCUUCUACCUGCUUCGCCUCUUAAGUUCACUGGCAGGAAAGCAGCUGCUGAUCCCUUCUACAAAAAGGCCGGUGAAAAGAUUGAAGGCGCCUGGGAUGCUACAUCUGGUCAGAACACGCCCAAACGGAACGCUUUUCAACUUGUCACCGACGAGAACGCGCCCCCCUUGGAGCUCCUUCCCACUGCCUCCAAGCAGCGCAAAACGGAGCGCGAGGAGCGUAAGCAGAAGGGGAAGGCGCGUGGCUUUAACAAGCGACCCUUUGGCCUGGACCUGAAGCAGCACCCCAGGAAGGAGCACACAAUCGAGAGCGAGUCUGAUUGGAAGAAGCUGGAAGGACAGCUGGCGACGGUGCACACGGAGCGGCGACAGGCAAAGCUUGUUGACGGGCAAAGCAAAGGAGGAGAGGUGCCGGCUCGAAGGAGGGGCUGGGUCGCAGCACGACGUAAGAGCCUGCUACAGAGCAAGUCAGAAGCAGAGCUGAAGUCUCCGGGUCUUGUAAAGGGACAAGAAGACAAAGAUGGUGGAUUGCAUCCAAGUGAUGAAAAGCUGGAAGAUGAGGAGAAUUCAGGAAGCAGGGGCAACGGAGACCUUCCCGGGGCGCUGGCUACAGAGUUAGUCAGGCGGGCAAGAAAGCCGGCGGCUGGGAUCAACGGGCUUUUCUGGCCGCGGUCAUCUUUGCAGCAAGAGGGUCAGGAGACCAGACGUCCGGUGCAAAGCAGUGAGGGGACGAUGAUGGACGCGGGUUUGGACAUGGAGAUUGACGAGUCGGACGAAGAAGUGGAGGGGCCGCUGAAAAGAGCGGAGGAGAUCGCGGGUGGCCCACAAGAUGAUGCACAAUGGACUUUCAACCCUCUCUUCGGCGGUCCAGAUGCCACGGAGCAUUUGCCGCAAGUCAAGCCCCCGCCUCCCAACACAACGGCCGAGAUCGAAGCACCCGAAACCGCCUCGCCUUUGCCAGUGAACUCAACCGAAGCUCAGCCCCCAAAUACUCCCCAAACCUUCCCUCCUGAUAAAAGCAACUUCCCCAAGGAAGUCGAACGAGCUCGCAUAGUCUCUCCUCUAGUAUCUCAGGCAGCGUCGAAUCUGGUGUCACCAAGCCAGGGGGUCAGGAAGUCGCCCAGUCUUGACACCGACGGCGAAGAAGCUCAGGCAGCGGCGGCCCUUGCAGAGAUGGAUCUGGGUGGGGGGUUUGGAAUUGCAGCGGCAGCAGCCCCCCAGGAAGAAGAGAUAGAUUUUCCAGCGUUGGAAGGAUCGCCGCCUCCGGUCGCCCCGGUGGAGACUUCCGAGGGCGAGGAGAAUAACAGCCAGAAUCCGUUCGGGUUGGCAGUCGCUGAAAGGAGCAUAGUCCCACAAGCAGAGGAGCUCCAACCACAGCAGACUGGUCGAGGAAAGAAGAACAAGAGACUGAUGCUGUUACACGGACGGACGAGCCUAGCGGAUGCUGGCCUGCGGACAGAGCAUGGUGUUCGCAGAACGACCAGGGCGCGCAUCCGGCCGCUCGAGUUUUGGAGGAACGAGACAGUCGUCUAUGAAAGAUCUCACAACAGUUUACCCACGAUCGCGCGUGUCGUCACACUGUCUCCUGACCCUUUGUGGCCACGACCAGAGGGUCGCGAAGCCUUUCGCCUGCAGCGGAAGAAGCUAAAAGAGCUCGGUCAAGCGGAAGAAGUUUUAACUUUGUCAAUGUCGUAAUAUUUUCGUGGCACGCUACAUGCUACAAGCUAGCUUAGAUACAAGGAGCAGAGGACGCCUUCUCAAGAUCUGUAGCUGCCAAUCGCGGUGCCAGUGUAUACUAGUUAAUCGGUGCAGAUCAAACGAGGUCCCACGUGAAGUCGCCUGCUUACAAGCUUCCCAUGAUCUGAGGCUGGUCGUCUUGUGUCAUACGGAGACACGCCAAGGGCUGACCGAGAAAGAUGAUAAUUGGCUGCUAUGGAAGUAAAGGACGGUGGAGUACAAAUGCCGAGCCUCGGUUGGUUACUGUAUAGUGUACAGCAAUAACAGAUCGUCCCAAAUACAGAUGUCUAAUUCUUCAUAACGACCUUAGGCUGAUUUACCAGUGCAAACUGUUAUUGUUAAAGCAGAUUCAACAAAUGCUGAUCAUUGCCAGGUAUCAACAACUCAACGUACAUGCUGG